Molecule: messenger RNA, 540 nt
Organism: Symbiodinium necroappetens
Lineage: Eukaryota; Dinophyceae; Suessiales; Symbiodiniaceae
Source: the annotation of a GenBank genome assembly
AUGCCGUCCGACGGUCGCCAUGGUCCUCGCCGUGCGGCGGGCGAGGACCUCGAGUACGAGAAGCUCGUCGAGCCGAUCGACGAGGGGGAGUUCUGGCAGGGCCCCCUGAUCGUGUGCUGGGGGGCCGAAGAGCUCUAUGCCACGACAAGCCGUACGGGUGCCGUUCGCCAGAAGGGGCACUCGUGCAUGCCGCCUUUCCUGAAGCGUCGUUGGUACGAUGCGAAGGCCACUCAGGUCCAAGUGGACGUUCGUAAUCCGUUGUGCGUCUAUGCCUCUUGGAAGGGGGCGGCCGAUCAGCCGGAGUUCCCCACGGCGUUCGUCAUGGUCUACUUCCUGCUGCAGGCCCUUGUGCCUCUCGAGGGUCGUUCGGUGCUGCAGGUCGUUUGCUCCCAUGGUCGCAAUCGCUCGGCGUGCAUCGGGGUCGCUCUGAGUGCCAUCCUGAACCUCCCGAUCUGGUUGCCGACGUUCGGGGAUGCCCAUUCGGAAUGGUGGGCGAUCGCCCGCCUUCCGGACGAGGACAUCGCCUACUUGAAGGAGUUG